Molecule: messenger RNA, 4757 nt
Organism: Oryzias latipes (Japanese medaka)
Lineage: Eukaryota; Metazoa; Chordata; Actinopteri; Beloniformes; Adrianichthyidae
Gene: znf687a
Product: zinc finger protein 687a
Source: RefSeq, a predicted model, not a curated record
CGCACGACUUGAUGACGUAGAACGCAUGCGCCCAGAUCGAAAGUCAGGAACCAACUUCGCAAACAGAAAGGGUUCUUGAGCCUUGCCCUGGCAAUGGGGGACAUGAAGACCCCAGAUUUCGAUGAUUUGCUGGCAGCUUUUGAUAUUCCCGACAUUAAUGCACAGGAAGCUAUCCAGUCCAAUCCAGAGGAGCAGCGGGAGGAGGCGAGGGCUAAUGCUCCUCCAAGUGAGCCUCCUGUGGUCAGUGUGAUUGUAAAGAACACGGGGAGGUCGGAGUCUGUGGAAGAGAAACCUGACAAGGAGAAAACGGAUGAUCCUUCAGACGGCGUCUUGACCUCUCAGGUUCCUGUCAAGCUGGACCCUACAUCUCACCAUGGUGCGACACAGCAGCUUGGUCCUAAAACGCCUCCAAGUUUGUCCGUGGAUUCUGAGAUGAUGAGCCGAUUUGAAGACCAAAUGGGUUGCAAUCGAACAUCAUGCCUCCCGCGGCUGUGGGCCUCAUCGCCAUCCAAUUCCCCUUGUGAGCAAGAGGAAGACCCUGUGAAUCGGUCCCAACAGCAAACCUCCGCAGCCGCCGACAGUUUGAGGCCCCUUCUCUACUCACAGUCUUCAAAGCAUGUUGACGUGUUGCUGCCUCCACCCCUGCUUCAGAGCCAUGCACGGCGUCCUCAGGAAAGUCAGCCAUCCUCCACUUUAGCGCAAAAUGGAAACAUGAAUGCAGAAGUCAGGCGUGUUAUGGAUACGGAUGAGGAGGAUUCAGAGCCAGACAUUGGAAGUCCACUGGUGAUCCAGGAGGGUCCAGAAUUUGUCACUUCUCCCCCUGUAAAUAACAAACAAAAACUACAUCCUGAUCUUUUUGGGAAUCCUGGGAAUACAUCGUCUCUUGUUCCUAAUCCUCCUAAUCUGUCUUUUAGCUCUACACCAACACAAAGUAAAUCCCAGAGUGGUGAAGAUGGAAGAAGUUCUCCCAUUUUCACCCAGCAUGGGAAAGAUGGGACACCCACCUCCCCAAAUUCUUCCACAUCAGAUCCACAUGCACAGAAGGCCCAUCAUUCCCCUUCUCCUACCAGCACAAACUCAACAGUGGUCCAGGAAAAUUUAUACCCAGAACAUGUGAUUGAUGAGAGAGACUCACCUGAGAGCCCCCCACCCAGUGAGACAGGCUGUCUGUUCACCAACCAAAGCAGCAGCUGGGAUGUGGCUGCACCGCCAGGAUCAACCUCAAGUUACAAGGACUCUCCUCACCAGCAGGAGCUCAAGGAAGUAGAGUCCAGUCAGGAGGAAAAACCAGGGAGAACAAGCAAAAAAAUGGCUGGAGAUGGAGAAGAACCAAAUAAGGAGAACUGCAGUGCCGACACGAAGGAUACCGCAUCCUCCUGUGAAACAGAGAUGGCCUCAUUUCCUCUGCGACCGCUCAAAGUGAAAAUCAAAAUGCCCACUGGCAGCAUUACAAGGACUGUGACAAGUGGAGCGUCUAAAAGAAGUGUGAAAGUAUCUACAAAAGGUGUGGACAAUUCCAAAAGUUCACAAGAUGGUCUUGGUGCUAGAUCCAAAAAAGAGUUAGUGCUGCAGUCAGAGAUGGCAGAAAAGCUGCAAGAAACGAGUUUAAUCAAAGAGGAAUCCUCUGUGGAGACAAAAACCAAAGUUUCCGCGACGGCAGUGAGCAUCACAAAAUCUGCAGCGCUUCCCUCCGUCUCUUCUGCCAGAGUCAGCACGGGCGCCUUUAACCUCCGCAGCCUGGGUCAGAAAACUCUAAACACCGGAAUGACCCUGACCUCUACCCUACCUGUGCUUCCCACACAACCCAGCGGCAGACCGGCGUCGAUUGUGAACAGCACAGGGGCCAUCAUCUCCAAGAACCAGUCCAACCUGGUCGAAGCUUUCAACAAAAUCCUCAACAACAAGAACCUGCUUCCCACAUAUAAACCAGAACUGAGCUCCCCUCUGCCAGCAGAGUGGGGCAUUAGUCUUCCUGCACAGGGUUAUCGCUGCCUGGAGUGUGGGGACGCCUUUGCCCUGGAGCAGAGCUUGGCGCAGCACUAUGACCGCCGCUCGCUCCGAAUCGAAGUGACCUGCAAUCACUGCGCCAAACGUCUGGCCUUCUUCAACAAGUGUAGCCUGCUCUUACACGCGAGGGAGCACAAGGAGAAAGGCCUGAUCAUGCAGUGUUCACACCUGGUCAUGAAGCCCGUGCCUGUGGACCUGAUGAUCAGCCAAUCAGAUGGAGCGAGAGAAGGGUCAUUGCCGUCAGUGUUGGGGCAGGCCACUUCAAAGCUUUUGCCGUCGGCCGGCAAAGGAGCAGAGGCGGCACCAAACGCUAGCACUAAAUGUCCAGAGUGUCACACUCAGUUUUGCAGUAAAGAGGAGCUGUCCGACCAUUUUCAGGAGGUUAAACCAGCUCACAGUACUUCGUGUACAGAGUGCUCCCCCACCAUGCUCCUUCCCAACUACUGCAGCUCAGUCGCACAUCAGCGCAUCCACCAAGGGAGCCAGCCACACGUCUGCCCAGAGUGCGGCCUCACGCUCAAACAGCCGCUCUUUCAGAAACAUCUGUACGAGACCUGCCUGCACUUCUCUCGCCGUGUUGGCUACAGAUGUUCCAGCUGCCUGGUGGUGUUUGGAGGACUGAACUCUGUGAAGUCUCACAUCCAGCAGGCUCACUGUGACGUGUUCCACAAGUGCCCCAGCUGCCCCAUGGCUUUCAAAUCUGCCCCCAGCGUACAGAGCCACAUUACUGCCCAGCAUCCAGAUGCCACCGAGGGACAGACUUUGCUGAUUUAUAAAUGUGUCAUGUGUGACACGGUUUUUACUUAUAAGCAUGUGUUGCACACCCACUUUGACACCCAUUUAACCAACCAGAGGGUGCAGGUGUUUAAAUGUCCCGAGUGCAACAAGCUGUUCUCUCAGAGACAUUCAAUGCUGGACCAUUUCAAGACUCACAAGACCCUUACUGUUAAAGAAGAGUUGCUUUCCCCUGCUUCCACAUGUAUACCUGUGAGUUUCAAGAGCUCGGAGGGAGGAGGAGAUCUGGAAAAGGGGAAGAAAAGGAAAGCUAAAACUGAAAGGAUCAAGGCUCCUGCGGGGUGGAAGUGUCAGUCUUGCAACUUGCAGUUCACAGAGAAGGAGGACUACGUAAACCACAUGAGCCAACAGCACGGCAAGACGCUGAAGAAGUUUCCCUGCAACAAAUGUGAGAGCUCCUUCACCACCACCUCCAGCAUGAGGCGCCACAUCAGAGAUAAACACAAAAUCCUGAGCCGUGGCUUCCGCUGUCAGUUUUGCUUGGAGAGUAAGAAAACUUUCAGCAGCAGAGCCAUGUUGGAGAGACACAUAGAGCUGAGGCACGGCGUGGACCGCCUGAACCAGGAUGCAGGGACGAGAGGAUAUGAAGCCGACAGCUCAUCGGAGCAGGACAGCGUGAGGUCUCGCCGGAAGCGCAGAGAGGUCAAGUUGGAGCGCAGUGAAGAGCCCACGUGCAGGAUGAGUCCGGCGAAGAAGCUGCGCUCCUCCUCCUCCUCCUUUCCCUGCGCCCCUUCCGAGGCUGUGCUCAGCUGUGCUCACUGUGGCUACUCCACAGACAACCAGGCGGCGUUUCAGGAGCACAUCAGCCAGCACAGACAGAGCGCCGCGGAGAGCGCCGGUGUGCAGUGUCUGCAGUGCGGCGCCUGCUUCACUUCCUCAUCCUCCCUGUCCCGCCACCGCUUCAUCUCACACAAGGUCAAGGAUGCAUCCGGUGACGGUCCACAAAGCCUCGGUGGGAACCUGGCACCCUCCCCCAGCAACACCAAGAAUCCCAGCGACAAGAGUCACCUGAAUGGCUCUGCGCCAGCGUCCCCCUCAAGCCAAACCUCCACAGGUCAGGGAAAGGAAGAGGAGGGAGGCCUGGCCUGUAAGGUGUGCGGCAAACACUUUGAAAAGACAUCCGAUCUAAACACACAUUUCAGAACUCAUGGCAUGGCCUUCAUUAUUGCUAGAAAUGCAGGAAAAACGAUCUGAAUGUAAAGUUGAGUUUCCAAGAAAGUGCUUUUUUUCUGUUAUUAUGUAAAGGGGGGGUCAUUUAUCUGUGCACUCACUGUUAACCAAAGAGCUUCUCAGUGCUAGCACUGUGAAAGAAACAAGCACUAGUUUUAGAAAUUCCAAACUCAGGAUCUGCUGCACUUCUGUCCCAGUCACGAUAUCAGGGACAUCCUGGAGGCUCAAUUAGACAUUUGCAUAAAUAAAUGAUCAUGAAAGGCUGUUUAAACAUUUCAGAAUGGAAAAAAAAUCUGAUUCAGAAAUUAGUUUUUCUUCUACAGACAUUUUGUUAGAUAUAUUUUUGUGAGAUUUGUUUUGUAUGCUUUUAGUGCAUCUGUACAUUUUCAUUUUAUACUUUGCCUUUGUGGAGGUAAAAAUAUCUUUAUGGGUUUACAUAUUACUGUAGAAACAUCCAUCUUUGCAAAUUUUAAGUCAGUAAUUGUACUGAAAUGGUUAACAAUAAUUGAACAUAUUUGUAGAAUUUGGUUAAACAGACAUACAUGCAAAUAUAUAUCUAUAUCUCUAUAUAUCUAUAGAUAUGGUAUAUAAUUCUCCUCAAAUAUGUAAUAAAAUCAUUUUUCUAUGUGAGUAAAUAUUUAUCUAAAGCUAUCAGAAUCCUGUAAAAACAAAUUGUUCUUUUUAUAAAAUAAUUAUUGUUUUUUUCUUUUCUCAGAACCUGAACUUGUUUAAUUUGUUUUUUAGUGUCUGAGACUUUUAAGAGAAUAAAAAAUCCUUGACCCACA